ACCGCCCGUAAUUGAAAAGAAGAAGAAUCGGCGCUCGUCGCUAUAAUGACUGUGUUUUGCUAAUCGAAAGGUCUGUUUGUUUCUUUUGAAAUGAGUAAGAAGGAGAAGAGCGGCGUGUCGUGGGUGAAACCAGCAGAACCUUCGUUUCUGAAGAAGUUUAAAAGUGAUGUCGGGUACAAAGAAGGACCCACUGUUGAUUCGAAGUGCCAGGUGCUGCCAGCUUUGGACGAUGACAGCGGGAGUGACCGUGAGGACGAGUUACCUCAAGUCGUGGUUCUGCAAAGUGGUGACCUGACUGCGGACGAAGUCAAGCAGAUCAAAGAAAAACUGAGUAGUGGAGCCGCUACAGACAAAGGUGGCAAAUCUCCAGCGGAUGGUAAAAUCCUUUUCAAGAAACCAGAGAAGCGCUCAUCCUCAGACAGAUUCCAGGGAAUCACAGCGAGCUCCAGCAAGAAGAAGAAGAGCGACGAGCAGGUGGAAAAGGAGGCGACACCUGUAAAGAAAAUAAAAAACAGCCUCUUGUCGUUUGGAGGGGACGAGGAGGAAGAAGAGGACUAACGAUGAACGUCACCACGAGUCCGAGUCGGAUUCAUUACGGAUCCGUGGAAUCGGAAUAAAGACACUGAACUGCCAUCAGCCACUGUAACUCCACUCAGGAGGUCAUGUGAUCGAUCGCCAGCAUGUAUCAGAAGAG
Thalassophryne amazonica is the source of this 694-nucleotide messenger RNA. RefSeq lists its product as uncharacterized. The transcript is spliced from 3 exons. The record is from RefSeq and is a predicted model, not a curated record. Lineage: Eukaryota; Metazoa; Chordata; Actinopteri; Batrachoidiformes; Batrachoididae. Bases 91 to 558 code for a protein of 155 amino acids.